Molecule: messenger RNA, 1890 nt
Organism: Magnolia sinica
Lineage: Eukaryota; Viridiplantae; Streptophyta; Magnoliopsida; Magnoliales; Magnoliaceae
Product: pyruvate kinase, cytosolic isozyme-like
Exons: 3
Coding region: 143-1675 (510 amino acids)
Biological process (GO): glycolytic process
Cellular component (GO): cytoplasm
Molecular function (GO): pyruvate kinase activity; potassium ion binding; magnesium ion binding
Source: RefSeq, a predicted model, not a curated record
CCCAUUUCUCGCUUCUUCUCCCUCUCUUAAAAUCGCUCUCUGUCAGCACGUUUCCAGCAGAAAAUUCUCUCUCUGAUCUGUCCCUUUUAGGAUUUGGAAGGAGCAGAUCUUCCGUUUUCAAUCGAAAUUAGGUUUUUGAGGGAUGGCUAACAUCGACAUCGAGGGGAUCUUGAAGGAGCUGCCGAACGAUGGCCGGAUCCCGAAGACGAAGAUCGUCUGCACGAUCGGCCCGGCAUCUCGAUCGGUCCCGAUGCUCGAGAAGCUCCUGAAGGCGGGGAUGAACGUUGCCAGAUUCAAUUUCUCGCAUGGGACCCACGAGUACCAUCAGGAGACGUUGAAUAAUCUUAAGAUCGCGAUGCAGAACGCCCAGAUCCUGUCCGCUGUCAUGCUCGAUACCAAGGGACCUGAGAUCCGCACUGGCUUCCUCAAGGAUGGAAAGCCAGUCCAACUAAAGGAGGGUCAGGAAAUUAUAGUAACCACUGAUUACAACAUCAAGGGUGACGAGAAAAUGAUUUCUAUGAGCUACAAGAAACUUCCCAUAGACUUGAAGCCUGGAAAUACCAUAUUGUGUGCAGAUGGCACAAUCACACUCUCUGUUUUAUCUUGUGACCCUGAAGGUGGAACUGUGAAAUGCCGUUGCCAGAACACUGCUGUCAUUGGGGAGAGAAAGAAUGUUAACCUUCCUGGUGUUGUGGUGGAUCUCCCUACUCUAACAGAGAAGGAUAAGGAGGACAUUUUGCUAUGGGGCGUGCCCAACAACAUUGAUAUGAUUGCUCUGUCAUUCGUGCGCAAGGGCUCAGAUCUUGUUAAUGUGCGGAAGGUUCUUGGACCACAUGCAAAACACAUCCAGUUGAUGUCAAAGGUUGAGAACCAGGAGGGUGUGAUCAACUUUGAUGAUAUCCUACGAGAGACGGAUUCUUUUAUGGUUGCUCGAGGAGAUCUUGGUAUGGAGAUCCCUGUUGAGAAAAUCUUCCUCGCUCAAAAGAUGAUGAUCUACAAAUGCAACCUUGUGGGCAAGCCCGUUGUCACCGCUACCCAGAUGCUCGAGUCCAUGAUCAAGUCCCCCCGUCCAACGCGUGCUGAGGCCACUGAUGUUGCCAAUGCCGUCCUUGAUGGCACUGACUGCGUCAUGCUCAGUGGUGAAAGUGCAGCUGGGGCCUACCCCGAGCUGGCUGUCAAGAUCAUGGCCCGCAUCUGCAUCGAGGCAGAGUCCUCCCUCGACUAUGGUGCCAUCUUCAAGGAGAGGAUACGUUCAACGCCUCUGCCCAUGAGCCCAUUGGAGAGCCUUGCCUCCUCAGCUGUUCGUACGGCCAACAAGGCCAGGGCAACACUGAUUGUUGUGCUGACCCGUGGCGGCACUACAGCUAAGCUAGUUGCAAAGUACCGGCCAGCUGUGCCGAUCCUCUCGGUCGUGGUCCCGGUCCUGACAACGGACUCUUUUGACUGGAAAUGCAGUGAUGAGACACCAGCGAGGCACAGCCUGAUUUACCGAGGCUUGAUCCCGCUACUGGCAGAAGGUUCUGCCAAGGCCACGGAUGCAGAGUCGACAGAGGUGAUCCUGGAAGCUGCCCUCAAGUCAGCCAUGGAGAGGGGUCUGUGCAAGCUGGGCGAUGCAAUCGUGGCACUGCACCGCAUUGGCGCAGCUUCCGUCAUAAAGAUCUGCCUGGUGAAAUGAACGAGGGGGUGAGCUGCAUCAGGCUAUAUCAUCUAUAUGCAUUCUUUUCCUCGUUUUCUUCGCUCCUCUAACGUGAACUUUAUCAAUGCCGUGUUUUAAGGAUUUCCAUCGACGCUCAGAGUCGUCUUUGUAGCCUUUGCCUGAGUUGGUCAUGUCUUGUUAGUAUUUUGGUUAUGUAUCGGAGACUUGCAAUGGAAGAGAGCUUCCUUUCUUUA